Messenger RNA from Oryzias latipes (Japanese medaka), 7250 nucleotides. RefSeq names its product nucleolar protein 4-like. NCBI's taxonomy places the organism in Eukaryota, Metazoa, Chordata, Actinopteri, Beloniformes, Adrianichthyidae. The record is from RefSeq and is a predicted model, not a curated record.
UAUAUUAUACAGUGUUAGACGUCUUUUGUAUACAGCUGACAUGAGCGAACAAAAUUCAGUUGUGACUCUAAUGGGGUUGGGGGGCAGGGGGCCCCGGGAGGAAUUCAGUGUAGAACCGCCACUGUUGUUUGCAUUAAACAGACCGUCUCUUCGACCCACAGACUGUGUUUCCCAAACAACAAGCACACGUUCCGCUGUUGGGUGGGUGGGUCGUUUGGGCUGCAUUCUCAGCCGAACCGAACCGAACCGGGCUGCAGCGCUACAUGUUGCGCAGCGGCAGGAGAACCUGUUGCGCGUUCCCCUCAUGCUCUCGCGCGCCGCCCUGCUGCGCGCUGGGGGGGCUCGGAGGGUCUGAGCUUUUUUCCCCAACACCUGCUUCGAGCUGAACCCGCAGCGGACACGUCCCGGCUCGGUUCGGCCCGGCUCCAGGCGCGGUGCGUGUGGAGGCAGGCGCAGCAUCUCCCGGAAUCACACAGGUGUGUCCCAUCAGGAGUCGGCUCUGAGGAUCUCCUCUGUAUGAACCCUGGAGGGGGGGAGGGGGCAGACGUCCUGACAGCGGGAUCCGGCCCCGCAGAGCAGAAUCUCUCCCGCAUGAAGCCGAAGAACUGCGGGUCCUCCACAGGGGGAGCAUGAACGGUUUGGACGGUUUCCUUCAGUUCCCCCCCCGCAGAACCGGAGCGGGUGACAGGAGGAGGGGGGAGAGCGACUUCCCCCGCGGGACAGGUGUGUCUGAGCACGCGGGACGGCCCUUCCCUCCCCAUCCACAGCUGUGGGGGGAACCGUUUUUUGGCCGUUUUCCUUUUCCUCUUUUUGCAGGUUUCUGUUCCACCACAGACGGAGAAUCCCGGCACGUGCGUGGACGCCGCGUGACUGACUGCACAGCCCCGCACACUCAUGCGGAUGUGAAGACACCCGCCGGUCCGAACCUUUAGCAGACGUUUGUGCCGCUCGCGGUGUCAUGCCAUCGAACACAGCCGCCGGGGGGGCGGACGCCAUUUCCCCCGGGACCUGCCGCCGCGGCGCGGGGGCUCCGGUGGGGGCUCCGGCGGGGUCGGUCGCCGACUUCCAGGACUGGUGUUUGCGGACUUACGGGGAUUCGGGGAAGACCAAGACCGUGACCCGGCGGAAGUACAACCGGAUCCUGCAGACCCUGCUCCAUGGCACCGACAGCCGCGGCGGAGCGGCCGCGCAGGACAAGGAUGGAGGAAACGGCAACGCCAAGUUCAAGUUCUGGGUCAAAUCCAAAGGCUUCCAGGUGGGCGCGCAGGACUGGAUCGGGACCGGGACCGGGACCGGGGACAGAGCCGUGCUGUUCGUCCCCAUCAAAGCGGCGUGCAUGGAGGGUGCAUCAAACAGCGACUCCUCUCUGAAGCGGGUGGCGGUUGUUGAGGACUUCUUCGACAUCAUUUAUUCCAUGCAUGUGGAGAUCGGGACUGAGCCAGGGAAGACGCCAAAGCACGCCGGCCAGAAAAAGACCUACAAAGCUAUCGCAGAGAUGUACGCUUUCCUGCCCAGAGAGGCGGUGACUCGUUUCCUCAUGACCUGUGGAGAGUGUCAGAAACGGAUGCAUUUGGCUGCUGCGGGACAGGACUGCAAAGAAAACGACAUUCCAAACUCCUUGGCGUCAGAGGAGGUAGACUACAACCUCCCCCUCACAACCACUUACAUGAAGAUGAAGCAGCAGCUGAUGUACAACCAAAAGGAUGACAGCUCAGUGAGCAGUGAGGCAGAGGCAGAGAUGAGCGAGCCCGCGUGGCUAGCAGCAGACUUGGGGAGAGUGACGGAGCUGAGCCCAACACGCCGCGAAGACAGGAUGCGCCACAGCCCGCACAACAAGGAGGAGGACGAUGAUUCAUCGUCAGAGAGUGGCAGCGGAAAUGGCCUGCCCGCCCUGACCCCUCCCUCCUCUGCUCUGAUGGAUAGCGCCAUCGUCAGGGAAACAGAAGUCGUCAAUGGCAACAGUAGCUCUGCACCGCUUGACUUCAGCAGGCCUACCUCUUCCUCAUCGACAGAGGAACAACAGCCGGUGAACCUGAGCGAGCCGCCCUCCAAGCGCCUUCCCCUGUCCACGCCGCACCUGCCCAUCACAGUGUCCGCCGCGGCCGCCGCGCUGCUCGGUGCGCUGCACCCCAGUGCGCCGGAGGAGCUCCGCAGAAAGUACCCACUUACUGCCAAAAACCCCAUGACGCCACACACAGCCCUGCCUCUGCCACGCACACACACUCCAAACGCACACGGCCAGCCCCACACUCAAAACGCAGAGCUGCGACUGGACAGGGACGGCAGGGACUUCGGGAACAAGUCCCCACCGUACAGCUAUGACAGCAUGAAGAUCGACGCCAGCGCAGAGGACCUGAGCACGCCGCGCCACAUCAGCCAGGCGGCUCCCGACGACGACGAUGACGACCACGACGACCACGACGACAAUGACAAGAUAAACGACACGGAGGGCGUCGACCCCGAGAGAUUAAAGGCUUUCAAUAUGUUUGUGCGCCUUUUUGUGGACGAGAACUUGGACCGGAUGGUACCGAUCUCCAAACAACCCAAGGAGAAGAUCCAGGCCAUCAUAGAGUCCUGCAGCAGGCAGUUUCCAGAAUUCCAGGAGCGAGCCCGCAAGCGCAUCCGCACCUACCUCAAAUCCUGCCGACGCAUGAAGAAGAACGGCAUGGAGACCCGACCCACUCCGCCACACCUCACCUCAGCCAUGGCUGAGAACAUCCUGGCUGCUGCCUGUGAGAGCGAAUCCCGGAACGCCGCAAAGAGGAUGCGCCUCGAAGCCUACCAGGAUGAGCCGAUCUCUCUGGACAAGUCGUCCAGCAGCGGUGCCGCGGUGCGAGAGCCAGCAACCCUCGCCCAUUCUGCCUUCUCCCUGGCUGCAUCCACCUUCUCCUCCCCGGAAACGCAACUCUACAUCAACGGGGCCGGCCUCAGCUAUGGUUACCGUGGAUACCUGGGCCCCGCUAUUCAGCACCCAGUGUCUUUGACAACUGCCACUGCUACUCAGGGCAACGGUCCCACAGACCUCAGCAUGAAGUCCCUCUCCUCCGCCAACAUCAGUAACUCCCCUUCCUCCACCACCAACAGUCUGGGUGGGCGUGGCAGCGGAGGGGGUGGAGCUUCGACCCAGCUCAGCCAGCCAGAGAUCACAGCCGUGAGGCAGCUGAUCGCAGGAUACCGGGAGUCUGCCGCCUUCCUGCUUCGCUCUGCUGAUGAGCUGGAGAACCUCAUCCUGCAGCAGAACUGACGCGGAAUGGCCCCGCCCCCUUUAACACACCUACGCAGACUCACACAGCCUUCUCGCUUUAGGAAAAGAUCAAAGCUUUCAGGAGCCGCUCCUCUCAAACCUCGAUGCAGCUGACAGAGAGGAGGAUGAGGAGGAUGAGGAGUGCAGCAGAGUGUGGAAGAGGAGACUGAGCGUCUGGAGACUGACAGGUGUCCGAAUGGUCAUCACAGAUUAGGAACUGACACGGGAACUCUCUCAACCACUUCUUUAAAGAAGAAAAGACACUUUAUUUUGAAUUUUUCGUUCUUUUCUGACUUCUGGCCACGACCAAGAGAAGUAGGCGGGCCUUUGGAAAGAUGGCACUUAGUACGGACUUUGAUUUAAAGGAAGCGAAAGACGUUUGAUUUAGCAAAAGGAGAGAAACCAUUUUGUGCUUGCCUGUACAUAAGCUCUUUGUGUCUUUCAGCACCUUCCCCUCACCUGAAGGCUCACCUGGAACCUCCUGAUCCUCACUCCUUUCACCCAAAGAGCAACUCGCUACUUAUGCAUCCAAAACGCCAUGGUGACCGCCAGGAAUUACCUCAAAUCCGACCUGCCAACCCCGUCUGUGCUCGUCCCAGCAUUCCCUCCAAAAGCCAGUUUACCUUUGUGUGAUGUCAUCGCGGCCUGCAGACCUGGUGGGGGGUCCGGCUGGGACGCUGAUGUGGAGACUGUCAGCUGCUCUGUUUGUGCGGUUUGUGCUGCUGUAAAUAUCCAGUCCAUCUUGAAAACUUGAAGAAUCAGAGCAGAAGGUGGUGCGAGUGUUUGGGGGAGAAAAUGUGUGCGAGUGUGUGUGAGUGUGUGUGUGUGUGUGUGUGGGAAUGGAGGGCUGUUUUUCAAGUGUCUGGGAGUUUUUCUUCCCAUCUCUUCUUUUUACAAAGGUGGGUGUUGGUCCAGCAGGACCUUGGCGUCUGGGUUUGGGUUGGACCUUCUCCCCUCAGAUCUUUUGUGUGGACCUAAUCUCCGUCCCUCGUCUUUCUGUGUUUGUUGGUUAAAUUUGAACGGCCAUUAUUUAUAUUGUUCCUGUACUUAUAGCUAUGAUGAAUCUAAUGAACUUUCAUGUUGCUGCUACUAUUGAAAAAGCGGACCUUCUGCCAUAGACCGGAAACCUCAACAAAGCUGGUUGUUUCUUGCAGCACGCUGUAUUACCAGACUACAGUGGCCCCCCCGGCUCCCCCAGUGUGGGCUAAGUGAGCGCGCUCUGUGGCCUCUGCAGCAGCUCGAGUCUCUGUCUUGCUCCAUGGAGCUCUGUUUCUGUUCUCAGUGCAUCUCAGCAUCGCCUUUGUCCUUUUUUUGGAAUUUUUCCGAUGCUUUCAUCUUUGGGAUAGUCCAUGGAGGGGGGGGUGCACUCUUGGUGUAACGCUCCGCUCCAUCUUGUCAGGACCAGAAGGCUCCAGUGUUUGGUUUCUAAAGUUUUCCUCCAAGGACUCAGACUUUCUUUAGACUUGAGUGUUUUGCGUUUUUUUCACUUAUUUUUAGUUCUUUAGCAUCCUGUUAGCAGGACUUUGAGUUCAUUUUCUUUCCACAACAAGUCUUUCAUCUGGGCUUCUUCAGUAAAAUCCGGAUGAAUGUUUUUGGAGUUUGUGUGGCGUAAAUGCAUCGUUCUCUGAUGUUUCUCUUGUUGAUCCUGACCACAGGCGUCGACUCAAAGGAAAGUCUGAGCCCUUGGAGCGUGAGCGUCAGACAUGAAGGGCGUCUUCUGCUGCAGCUCCACAGUGACGUCCUUCCGUGUGAAUCUUAUCUCGCAGACGCGUUCAGCUCUGCUGCUGUCUCUCUGAGUCGCUUCUUUAUGCUGAGUCAGCGGCCUGCGUCUGUGAGCUGACCUGGACUCUCGCGCCUCUGUGUGUUUUAGAAGAGCUGAGCGGGUUUUGGCAGAGAGUCUACAUCGACCGGCCAGUGGACUCUGUUUGCUGCACACGCGACACUGGGGAGGCCCCACAUGCCUUUUGCUGUCCGUCCCUCAUGGAGCGGCUGCAGACUCCUGCCGGCUCUUACCCGUUUGAUCUGUCAAAGUUUCGGUUCUUGUUUGUUCGGCUGCAGAUGAAUCCCUUUCCUCCGAGCUCAUGAACUGUGCUGUAGCGUGAACCAACCCCCACCAACCACGCAAGCAGAGCUUUGGGUCUUUACAGCUUUUGAAGCCAUAGAAACCUGUCAGGAGCUGAAUGAAACCUUGGGACCGUUUCCACUUCUGGAGCCGACACAGUUGAGCUCCAGCAGCCGCAGAGCUGCACACCACAAAGAGACACGGCAGAGCAACCCAACAGGGCAAACAACAGCAAAAGACAAUCUGUAGUGGGGUGAAAGGUCAGAUGCAGCACGCGUCUGUCAUAAUCACAGCUCCUCUACCUGCAUUAGCAACUCCUUCACUAGCCUGACUAACUGCCCACACACUUCUGCUCAUUUGCAUCAACUUCCUUUUGAUGGGGACUACAAUAAUUUGAUUUUGAACUUCAUGAGCCAACGGUGUCAUCACUGGAGUCCACGUGUUCACAUUCCUGACCGCCCAUCUUCCAGCAGCUGUUCUUGGACCUGACUCUGACAGCGGAACAGUGAGAUCAGAGGUGGGGUUUCUUCACAGGCUCAGAGGUCAGGGUGACAAACAAACGGUGUGAAGAAACUCUCAGGAAACCUCUUUUCCAGAUGAGCCAGUAGAGGUCUGAGGAGGAAAAUGGUUUCAAAAACCUGCAGGACUGUGAAGUUCUGCAGAAUCUGCAGUCUUGGACUUCAGAGCAAGAAAAGUGUCUAUAAAUGGUGAAUUGUUCCUUCAAUCCCACCUUUUCUUGUGACCUCAGGUGAGAAGCUCCUUCUUAUUGAUAAUCCUGACCUUUUUUCCUGUCUUAAGCUGUGUGGAUCAGCUUGGUGCCGGUCAGGUUCUUCUUCUUUUGGUCUGCCGAGCUGAGGUUCUGUCAGUUUGGCCGGUUUAUUUACAGUUCUGAGAGUGAGACUUGACUGGACUUGGUUCUGGAGUUCUGUGCUUUCAUCAGGAUCCGACUCGCUGGAAAUGUGAUGUUUACAUGUACAGAUUUUUGCAUUUCCACUGGUUUCUUUUCCGCUCCACCCGUGUUCUCGCGUCACCUGCCUCCUCCUGGGGAUCUGAAGGGCCCGGAACUGCGCUCCCCCAUGUGGUUUCCGCGCUAACACCUGUCUGUGCAGGUGGGGGUUUCUUUGACUGCACUGCCUCAGCUGCAGUUGAGGUUUUUAUACAACCGGCUGGCAGCCAUCAAUCAGUUUGCUGCAGCGAAGAUGUUUCCUCAGCAAAGGGACUGUCGCCCAGCUGAGGUUGGGGUCAGUAGGGCAUUCCUGUCCCCAGACAGUCUGUAGGGGGGAGGGCAGCGGGUCUAUGUGACCCAGUGGGAGCUAACCCGGGAUUUCGGAACCACUGCACAGCCCGGUAAAUGACAGUGGGGCGCAGGCCCUCCACCAGUGGAGAGGAGUCCUCAGUGAAUGAUAAGCCAUUGCGGAGCCUGCAGGCUCUCCGUCUGUUAGUAUAUUUAGCAAACAUUAAAGCGCAGAUGACAAAUGUUUAGCUCAGGAAAAAGGGACGCCACUUUUGUAAAAUCAGAUCCAAGUAAAGUUCCCCGUUCCCCCUCUUUGAAACCGCGUUCUUUGUUUUUCUAUUUAUUGAUUCAUUCAGAUCUUUACUGUGAAUAUUUUUUUAUCGUCUAGUUCUGUGCGUCCUCCUUUAGGAAAACGUUAAUAUAUGCCAGAAGACUGAGGAAAAAGCUUUGUUUUUUUUGUUUUGUUAGUUGAGCGUUUGUGUUUGCUUCGUCCAGCCGUGACUCCGCUCUGUGACAAGAAACUCAAAGACGCAGCGGCGCAGCUUAGUUUUGUAUGAUCUCACCGCAGAAGCCAUCGUGUGUCUGGGCUUAACAGUGAAACAGAAAUUGUGAAUAUUUAUGUUUGUUCUCAUUUUUUGUCCCCCCCCCCCCCCCCCCAGCUGUACAUCACAAAGCUAAAUAUACUAAUAAAACUGUGUGCUAUCUAUCAA